CAUUCAUUCAAGCAUGCUUCUUCUGAUUGUGUUACAAAAUGAGAUUUAGAACCAUUAUUACAUUUACUUUAAAACACUCCAAUUCACUGCACACUAACGCCUUUCCAAUUCCACAACAUCACAACAAAAACUACUACCUUAAACUUGUUCGUUCGUGCAAACACUUGAACCCUCUCCACCAACUCUAUGCCCAUUUCCUUGUUUCAGGUCUCUUUCACCAAUGCAAUUUACCUCAAUCAAACCCAUCUCUCAUUCUUUGUAAUUCAUUGAUUAGACUCUAUUCCAGACUUCAUCACUUCCGCAAAGCUAUAAACUUGUAUCACACAAUGUUAGAAUUUGGACUUCAACCUGACAAAUACACGUUUACCUUUGUUUUGAAGGCUUGUACUGGUGCUUUAGAUUUUCAUGAGGGUGUUUCUGUUUACCAUGAUGUAGCUGCUAGAGGGUUAGAAUGUGAUGUCUUUAUUGGGACUAGUCUUGUUAACAUGUUUUGUAAAAUGGGUCAUUUGGAUAGUGCAAGGAAGGUGUUUGAUAAAAUGCCGAAGAAAGAUGUUGCUUCUUGGAAUGUGAUGAUUUCGGGUUUCUCGCAGAGCUUAGAUCCUAGUGAGGCGUUGGAAAUUUUUUGGAAGAUGCAGGUGGAGGGUGUGGAGCCUGAUACCGUGAGUAUCUUGAACCUGGCUCCGGCUGUUUCUAGAUUAGAGGAUAUUGGUGCCUGUGCGUCUAUUCAUGGUUAUGUGGUUAGGAGAGGCAUUUGUGACUUGGUUUCAAUUUCAAACUCAUUGAUCGAUAUGUACUCUAAAUGUGGUGAGAUACAUCUGGCUCAUCGUAUUUUUGACCGGAUGCGGGUUAUGGAUGAUGUCUCGUGGGCAACAAUGAUGGCUGGAUAUGUACAACAUGGUUGUUACUUUGAGGUUCUUGAAUUGUUUGAUAAAAUUAAGAAUAAAAAUGUUAAGAUGAAUAAAGUAGCAGUUGUAAAUGCUCUUUUGGCAGCUGCAGAAAUGAGAGACUUAGAGAAAGGGAAGGAAAUUCAUAAUUAUUCUUUGCAGAUAGGGGUAAUGUCAGAUAUUAUUGUUGCUACUCCUGUAGUGAGCAUGUAUGUAAAAUGUGGGGAGUUGAAGAAGGCAAAAAAAUUGUUUCUGAGUCUUGAAGGAAGAGAUUUGGUUGCUUGGUCUUCUUUUUUAUCGGCUCUUGUUCAAGCUGGAUACCCUGGAGAGGCAUUGUCUAUAUUUCAAGAGAUGCAGCAUAAAGCCUUGAAACUUGACAAAGUGAUUUUGACAAUUCUUGUUUCCUCUUGUGCAGAAGUUUCAAAUCUCAGAUUAGGGAAGACUAUGCACUGCUAUGCUAUUAAAGCAGAUAUGGAGUCCGAUAUCUCAGUAGUUACAACCCUUAUCUCAAUGUACACUAGAUUUGAAUUAUUUAUACAUGCUAUGAGGUUGUUCAACAGAAUGCAAAAUAAAGAUGUUGUGGUGUGGAAUACUUUGAUAAAUGGGUUUGUGAAAUAUGGUGAUCCACAUCUUGCAUUGGAAAUGUUCGAUAGAUUACAAUCAAGUGGGAUUCAACCAGAUAGUGGAACCUUGGUGGGUAUGGUUUCAGCUUGUUCCACUAUGGAUUACCUAGAUAUAGGAACAUGCUUUCAUGGAAAUAUUAAAAAGCGUGGUUUUGAAUCUAACACUCAUGUAAAAGUUGCGCUAAUGGACAUGUAUGCCAAAUGCGGGAGCCUUUUCUCAGCAGAAUGCCUGUUUCUCUUAACCAAGCAUGUAAAGGACGAGGUAUCUUGGAAUGUGAUGAUUUCAGGGUAUCUGCAUAAUGGAUAUGCCAAUGAAGCAAUUUCCACUUUUCAAUGGAUGAAAUUAGAAAACAUCAGGCCCAGUUUAGUCACAUUUGCGAUCAUCCUUCCUGCUGUAUCGUAUUUGACAGUAUUAAAAGAGGCGAUGGCUUUUCAUGCCUGCAUUAUCCGAAUGGGAUUUCCAUCUAGCAUCCUUCUUGGAAACAGUCUCAUAGACAUGUAUGCUAAAUGUGGUCAACUUAGUUAUUCUGAGAAAUGUUUUCAUGAAAUGGAAAACAAAGACACUAUCUCAUGGAAUGCAAUGCUUUCAGGAUAUGCAAUGCAUGGCCAAGGUGAACGCGCUGUCACUCUUUUUUCACUAAUGCAAGAGACUAAUGUUCAUGUUGAUUCUAUUUCGUACAUCAGUGUAUUAUCUGCUUGUAGACACGCUGGUUUAAUUCAAGAAGGAAGGAACAUUUUUGCCUCCAUGUGUGAAAAGCACCAUGUUGAAUCCAAUAUGGAACACUAUGCAUGCAUGGUUGAUCUUUUGGGCCGUGCUGGUUUAUUUGAUGAAGCUCUUAGUUUAAUUAACAAAAUUCCAACAGAACCAGAUGCUCAAGUUUGGGGCGCCCUCCUGGGAGGGUGUAAAAUUCAUUCGAAUGUCACAUUAGGAGAGGUUGCCCUGCAUCACCUUGUUAAACUUGAACCGAGAAAUGCAGUUCAUUAUGUAGUUUUGUCAGAUAUUUAUGCUCAAUGUGGCAAGUGGAAUGAGGCCAGAAGGACAAGAUUACAUAUGAAUGCUCAUGGCUUGAAGAAAAUUCCAGGAUAUAGUUGGAUUGGAGCCCACAAACAAGGUUUGUGUCUUUCUUGCUAGUAACGAAGCUCUGCCACUAUCAACACGGACUAGCAGAACAAAUGAAUUUUUUCUUUAAAACCAAAAAGACGAGAAGGUAUGCAAUCAAAGUUCCUCUUCCCGAUUAUAAAUUGGAAAAAAAGCCUACAACUACAAGAAUCACCAAGUUAUGUAAUCAAGUCGACGAGAAUUUAUACAUUAUUAUCAUGGUAACAUUUAAAAAUCUAGAAUGGCUAUCCAUCCAUGUGUGCUAUGUAACUUUUGGAGAUUCCUCAUUUUGCAUUGCCUAGUUUGAGCUGUCAUACAGCAGCUGGAGGAGUUAACAGAAAAACAAAGAAGAUGACACAAAACAGCUUGUGAGUUGAUCAAAUCUGCUUUCUAGAAAGCUUUUGAGAAUUAGGAUUGCAAAUGCUGCAGAAGUAUGCUGAAGAGAACCGUCUAAUUCUACAGCUUCAGCAGUUGACCAAUUUUGGAAUGAAUAGGUGGUCCUGGUCGCAAAUUUCCUGAACAGAAAGGCCGGAGAAUACUGCCACUGUUUGUACGUUGGUCAGGUUUCACAUUGCUUUUAUGAGAAGAGAUGGAAGCUGAUUUUGGACAAUUUGAGACAUCAAGAUAUUAAAAAUAGAAAUAAAGAGGUUAAGUUCCUAAACUUGUUUUUCAUUGUAUAACUGUUUACUUACACUUGUAUGAACUUGAUGGUAUUUGGCACCUGAGCUUUCAAGUUACUUGUUUUUUUAGUUCAGUUCAUGGAUUCAACAAUCUUUGGCUGUUAUUUAAUUACCUUCUUCAGUGAUAAUUGAUAUUGCUUUUAGUUAUUGUUCAGCAGACUGGAAAUCAAGACACUUUGGGUUCAUAGAAUUUGCACGAACUGUUUACUGUGUUGUGACUUCUGUCUAUUAUAUUUAUUGUUAACUGUUACUCCUUUAUGAUAAUUUACUUUGGCCUGUAGGAAGCAAAUAUUUUAGCCAAAACCAUUCACAGUUAUUUGUUUUGUGAACACCUUGAGGCUAAUGUGUUACCUCCUGCCUGAGCUAUUCAUCAAAAAGUUCCAAGUUAUCAGGCUGUGUGUAACAUGUAAGACCCAAGACAGGACUGAUAAACAACAGAAGCAUGACUGAAUGGUAUUUUAAAUGUAUCAAGAAGAUUAAAUGAAAAUGUGUGGUUUUUCUUUAUAGAUGUAGAGGAUUCAAUUAUUGUUCAAGUCAUUGAACUCGGUCCAAACUCAAUGAGAGCAACAUGACAGGGCAUACAGUUUGAUUAUGAAAUGUAUUUUUGGAUUUUGUUUGUUUGGUUCUUAGUAUAAAAGAAAAUCUGUUAUGUUAGUUGCUGUUGUAAUUUCAGGAAACAACACAAGAAAUUGGUGGAAAAGAUUAUGAAAUGAGGUAAAAAGGAUAGAGGUUCUAAGAUUCUAAGCUUUUCAUCUUUCAUUGUACAGUUUUUCUUCUUCAUAUAUGGGUUUAGCUUAUGUCCAUUGCCCCCUCCAAAGUUUUGUAUGGUUAUGUGUACCUAGUUAGAUAGUUGAUGACUAUUUCUCUACCACUGUACUUCUACUCAAUACUUAUAACUUAAGUAAGUUUUGGGAACGUAUGUACCAAAAUUUAUAUAUCAGUAGAAAUACAGACUUAUAUAUAACAGUAGAAAUACAGACACUAAAGUUUGUCUU
Molecule: messenger RNA, 4281 nt
Organism: Lathyrus oleraceus (garden pea)
Lineage: Eukaryota; Viridiplantae; Streptophyta; Magnoliopsida; Fabales; Fabaceae
Product: pentatricopeptide repeat-containing protein At2g39620
Exons: 3
Coding region: 39-2639 (866 amino acids)
Biological process (GO): RNA modification
Molecular function (GO): RNA binding; protein binding
Source: RefSeq, a predicted model, not a curated record